AUCGUUCGUUCUGGGCUCGAAAGUACGACACGAGACGAGUUAUCGCUGCUCGUGCAUACCUGCGGUAUCGCAACGGUACUUUUGGAUAAUCAGCAUUUGUGUAACUCUCAGCUCUUUGUGCCAUUCGGCUGUUUCUACGAGUCGAACAGAGUCGAGGAAGGUAUCUCGUUUCGUUCCGUUUCGUUUCGUUUCAUUCCAUUCCAUUCCAUUCCGUUCCGUUCAAUCCCAUUGCGUUUCGUUUCUCUUGAAUCCAUUUGUUCCCCCUCCUCUCCCCGGCUCUUAGCAGCCGUAUAGUCGUAUAGUUGCAAGCAGUGCGACUACGGUCUCCAACUGCCGGUCGCUCAUCCUUUCGUCUCGUUCCAUCGUAGGGUCGAGCAACUCGGGACACGCCUCCCACUCGUGGCGCGCGACUGCUGUCGGAUUCGGUAUUCAGUCGACACCGAGCCGGCAUGCGUGUUGGCUGGAAACGUUCGUAGAGUGUUGUGUCGUUAGGGUUUCGCAUCGGUUGGAUCGGUAUCGCCAUCGCCACGUAAAAUCUAGCUUCGCGUUCGUUUCUAUUCCUGAUUUCCGUCGCGACGGUUCACGCGUGUACACGCAAAAAAUCGAGUUCGUGGAUCCACGAAAAGGCGCGCAGCGAUGCUAGAUCAUCGGAACGACGACGAUCCAGCUGUAUCGUGUCGCGUGUGAAUGCACUCAUUGUCCUUCCGUGAACGAACAAACAAGUGGAAAGAAGUGUCGAGUGUUAAGUUUUCUCGGUGUGACGUUUCCGCUGGAUCGCCGUUCGAUUCUCAGCUCAAUUCGGUUCCCUCCUCCUACACGGCUCGGCGUUCACGGAACGGCAACGAAAUUUUCUUCUCGCUUCUGCUUUCGGAGUUUGCAUCCGCCGCUGUUUUCCAUCGAGAAACGUCAUCGACAUCAGACACGCUUUGUUUUAAACAACUGAUAGAAGAGAUAUGGAUUUCGUGAUUUUGAAGGUAAACGGACAGGACGUGUCAAACUCUAGUCACGAGGAUGCGGUGCGUUGCUUUCAAUCGGCCCAGGAACCGAUCAUCGUCGAGGUGCUUCGUCGUCAACCGAUUCAGGGACAACGAACCGUUUGGAAGGAGCAGGAGAAGAGCGAGGGAAGCGAGGAAAAAGGGAUCGAUUCGAGCAAAAAGGAGCACGCGAUCAACGUUUGCCCGACUCUGGUAUCGACCGCGGUGCAGACCGAUUGGGCCGGUCUCCUCGAAGAGGCCGAAGAGGAGGAGGAACUGUUGCCGGUUUCUCUCAGCGUAGACGAACAACAGAACGAUCCCUUCGAACAGUUUCUCGCGCACGACAUCGACUUCGAGGAAGUAACGUUGCGGAAAAUCGGAAGCGCCGAAAAAUUAGGACUGACCGUGUGCUAUAGUUCGGGUUCGGGCAGCGAGGAUGCCGAUACGGAAGUUUACAUCUCCGAGAUCGUUCCUGAGAGCGUGGCUGCGCGAGACGGUCGAUUGCGAGAGGGCGACCAAAUCUUGAGGGUGAACGGAAAGGACGUGGCGAACAAAGAGCAGACGGAGAACCUAUUUGCCGAGACGAAGAAUGCGGUAACCAUUCUCGUCAGUCGAUGCCUCUAUCAGGACGACGAGUACGAGGACAGGCGCGCUUAUCGUCGGGGCUCGCCGUCUCUCUCGCCGGAUCAUCUACCCUCCUACCAGAACAGUUUGAUCGAACAGUUGAUCCGGCAACAACAACAACAGCAACAGCAACAACAACAAACCGAGGAACGAACCAAAGAAACCGAAGAGGAUGUUUCCACGUUGAAGGCGCCGCCACCCGUUCCCUCUCACACCCUGCAACAACCUCAUCAACACCAGUUCUCUGCGAUCGUCAGCUGCGCCACCGCCACCGCCACCCCCACUGCCACAACAAUCACAACCGCUACCUCCUCCUCGUCGACUUGUUCCUCGCAAAACUCGCAAAACUCGCAAAAAUCGGGAAGAAACGCUUCGUCCCCGGCGCGACAGACCGAUCACGAUCGCAAACAAUGGAUACCGGAAGCGCUCAAGGAUUGUUCGAAAAAGAUGGAGGGAUUGUGUCUGCGUGCGGGUCAACAACCGUUAAACUGUGCCGGAACAGGUUCGGUGAAAUUAGCCGAGGCUUACUCGAAUCACGUAUGGAGCGAAACGGAACACAUCUACGAAACGAUUCCAGAAUCGGACAGCGAACCGAUCUACUCCUCCCCCUACGAGCAUCGUCAUUGGCCGCAACCGAAUCGCUCCGCGACCAUCUCGACCACGCUACCAGCCUCGACCAUCACCGCCACCGCCACCAUGACCGUUACUACCACCGUUAUCAUCUCCACCGCCACCACCACCACCAGCGCAAAUACCUCGCCAGCGACCACCAUCUCGGCAACGAACCCGCCGACCAUCGGUCUUACGAUCGUUCCGCAAACCGGCAGAUGGUAUUGUUCCUCGAAAAGCAACAGUUCCGGGGAGGAAAAGGACAGCUCGAGCGCGUACAACACCGGUGAAUCGUGCAACAGUAAUCCGCUGACGCUGGAGCUACAACGAGGCGAAAGGGAUCAUCACAAAAGCACCCUGGUCCUUUGCCCGCCGAAAACGCCAACAGCGCAACAACAGCAACAGAGACUGGCUUGUACUUGUCUUGCAAACAAACAGAUCAAGAGUCAGUCGACCAGAAGAGGCUCGACCUCCCAUCAUUACAGAGACAGAGGAGGAGCCGAUCCGACGAAUGCGACAACCACUGCCACCACCACCACAACCACCUUACCCGCCGACACCAUGUACACGAACAUGGCCAAUCUUCAACAGACGAUGCUCUUGCAGCAGCAACUGUUCAAACGCGCGCUCGAUCGCAGAAAUUCUACCAUCGUCGGUAUCAGGGACAGCGGUGGUACCGCGAAAAAAUCGAAAUCUCACGGUAACUUUCAGGCGCCAAAUUUGACGCGUUAUCAGUUUAUCGGAAGUCAACAAGUGUGCGCUUCGAGUCCAUGGGUACCGCCCGAGGGGAAAGGCAACGACGUACAGAUGGAAUGGAAGGUGAAGCGGAGAGCGGACGGGACGAGAUACAUCGCGAGGAGACCGGUCAGAAAUCGUAUUCUCAGGAACAGAGCGAUUAAGAUAUCCGAGGAGAGAGCUGGUCACAGCACGGAAGACGACACCAUGUCGGAAGCGAAGGUCGGCAGAUAUUGGACAAAGGAAGAGCGCAAGAGGCAACUGGAACGCGCUCGCGAGCGCAAGCAGAGGCAACAGGAACUGAUGCUUCAGCACCAGCAACAGCAACAGCUACAGCUCCAACAAACCAACGAAUUAUUAAUCUGCGAACACGGGGACGAGAAACUCGCGAAGAAACCGUUGAACAUCCUAGAGCUUAGUCACAAAAAAAUGGCUCGCAAGAAAAACGCUCUAGACGAUUUUACUACCGUUCAAGAGAUGUUGGUCCAUGGAAACAGAGUCGGUGGGACAGCAGGUCCAGGAACCGGAGGGAAACUGAUGGGUCUUCUUUCGGUGACGACGGUUUGAGUUGUUUAUCCAAAAAUCGCGCCUUCUUUCCUUUCUUACGUUCUCGCUUCCUAUCCAAGUACCUGGCGAUCAUCUUCGAUCGAUUGCCACCGUUCUGCACUCCUUCUUUCCCCCUUCACGAGUACACAAUCUUCUUCUUCUACUUUUUCUUAUACUACUAUUACCACUCAGACUACGAGCGGUAAUUUGAACGGAGCAAAGCGAAAUCGAUAUUAAUAACGAUUGUAAAUAUUUCUCGCAUUACGAUAUGUAUACAUAUAUGUAUAAGGGUAGAUUAUUUUACACGAGCUGAAACUUUAUUGUGGACAAAGAAUAGAAAACGAGUACGCUUUUGUAGAUAUGUAAAAUAAAUGUAACGAUGGGUAUUACACGAAAAUAAUAAUCGUCGGGAAUUUGGUGUAACGCGCGAAAACGGACCUUCGCACGAUCGA
Messenger RNA from Osmia bicornis bicornis, 3940 nucleotides. RefSeq names its product PDZ domain-containing protein 4 (gene Slip1). Lineage: Eukaryota; Metazoa; Arthropoda; Insecta; Hymenoptera; Megachilidae. Bases 954 to 3509 code for a protein of 851 amino acids. Gene Ontology annotation, molecular function: protein binding. The record is from RefSeq and is a predicted model, not a curated record. The transcript has 7 exons.